Molecule: messenger RNA, 3084 nt
Organism: Tyto alba (common barn owl)
Lineage: Eukaryota; Metazoa; Chordata; Aves; Strigiformes; Tytonidae
Gene: TMEM121
Product: transmembrane protein 121
Exons: 3
Coding region: 942-1880 (312 amino acids)
Source: RefSeq, a predicted model, not a curated record
GCUGAGCGGCGGGCGGCCGGGGCUCCGCGGCCCCCCGGGGAGCGGGGAGCAGCCGCCCGCCCGCCCGGCGCCGCACCCGGCACACGGAUUUACGGCGCGGACUGCAGCCUCUGGAGCGGGCCCCCGCAGGAUGCACUUGAGAUGCCAGUACUGCCUGGGAGGAGGCAGCGUGUAACUGCUGCCCAGAAGUGACCUCCAUUCCCCAGGGUAUGAGCAUCCCCCCCAGGACUGCCCAGGGUGGGGAGGCAGCUGAAAUCCCAGCCUGCAGGUCAGUGAGGCUGAGCAAGACACCCGCCAGCACCGCUUAUCAGCAAGGGAUGGAGGGAUGCGUGUACAGCUGGGAGCAGCAGGAGCACGGCACGGCCCCGCGAGGAUAGGUGUGAAGGUGGCUCCCUGUGAGGACACAGCAGGACCCCCCCAGACCCCGGAGGAGCGUGGGGUCUCACUGGGAAGAGGAGAGGUCCCUUACCCUCCCAGCCGGCCAGCUCUGCCUGCUGCUCAGGUGCCUACUGUGUUUCCAGAGAUCUGUACCGGGAUUUGGGGCUCGGAGCCCGCAGGUGCAUUAGUGCCGUAGGAUUGCUGGAGACCCUGACGAUGGAGGACCUGCCACGGAGGAGGGACAUCCCUCGAGGAGGCCCAGUGCCUCUGUGAGCCCUGGCUGCUGGUGGCAGAGGCUGCCUGGGGCUGGGGGCAGAGCCGUGGUGCUUUCAGGGCACAUCCAGCGAAGGGCAGAGAGCUGGGGACAGAGGCUGCCCAGAGCCCCGGGAGAGCAGGGCUGCCAGCUGAGCCGCUGCUUCUCCAGGGACCUCCUCCUGGGGCUGGGGGGCAGAGCAGCCCUUGGACCCCAGGCUCGCUGCAGAUGUGCCCCCGUGCCCCGCCGGCAGGACUGCUCCCCUAGUGCCGGCACGGACGGGGGGGGGGGGGGGGCCGCUCGUCUCACGAUGGUGCUGCCGCCGCCCGACAAGCGCCACGUCUGCCUGACCACCAUCGUCAUCAUGACCAGCAUGGCCUUCAUGGACGCCUACCUGGUUGAGCAGAACCAGGGGCCCCGCAAGAUCGGCGUCUGCAUCAUCGUGCUGGUGGGGGACAUCUGCUUCCUCAUCGUGCUGCGCUACGUGGCGGUGUGGGUGGGGGCGGAGGUGAAGACAGCCAAGAGGGGCUAUGCCAUGAUCCUGUGGUUCCUCUACAUCUUCGUGCUGGAGAUCAAGCUGUACUUCAUCUUUCAGAAUUACAAAGCAGACAAGAAGAACCUGGAGACGGUGGCCAGGAAAGCCCUGACCCUGCUCCUCUCCAUCUGCGUGCCGGGGCUCUACCUGGUGCUGGUGGCCUUGGACAGCAUGGAGUACAUACGGACCUUUCGGAAGAAAGAGGACUUGCGGGGACGCCUCUUCUGGGUGGCCCUUGACCUGCUGGAUAUCUUGGACAUCCAGGCCAACCUGUGGGAGCCGCACAGGACCGGCCUGCCCAUCUGGGCAGAGGGGCUCAUGUUCUUCUACUGCUACAUACUCCUCCUGAUCCUGCCUUGUGUGUCCCUCAGUGAGAUCAGCAUGCAAGGGGAGCACAUUGCCCCGCAAAAAAUGAUGCUCUACCCCGUCCUCAGCCUGGUCACUAUUAACAUCGUCACCAUCUUCAUCCGGGCCAUCAACAUGGUCUUGUUCCAGGACAGCAGGGUCUCCACCAUCUUUAUUGGCAAGAACAUCAUCGCGAUCGCCACCAAGGCGUGCACCUUCCUCGAGUACAAGCGGCAGGUGAAGGAGUUCCCCCAGAACGCCAUUGCCCUGGAGCUCCAGCAGAACUCCCUCUCCCACAACCAGACCAUCCACAGCGCACAGGGCAUCCCCCACGAGCCGUCGCCCACCAGCGAGAUCCUCGACACAUGAGGGAUCACCCCCAGCCGAGCGUUGGUUCAGAUAGCCCCGUGCCAGGCGGAGGAGGGAUGCUGCUCUCUUGCUGCGCGGGGUGAGCGCGACGAACAAAUCCCAGCAGCGAGGGCUCUUCUAGGCACAGAACACCAACCAUGUUUUAAUUGAGCUAUGGAGUGUCCCCUAGAUGUCUUCAUCUCAGGUAUAACCCUAGGAGUCCUCCAGACAAACCAAAUGAACUUGCAAAGGACCUGAACCAGCUAACCCCCUCUCUCCCUCCUGCCACCUUCUCCCCCCCUCCCCGAGCAAAGACCACUAAGGUUUCAAUGUCCCUUUUUACUCCUUGACCACCUCACCUUUACUCCAAGCCUGGAACGAAGAUUUUGUUACCGGAGACCUUUUUAUGGAGUGGGGACAGGGGCAUAGGUGUAUGGGUUGGGGGGGGAGGGUGGGACGUUUGAACCAGUAAACCCUGUGAUCGUAGAUGUCUCUUAUCUCCAAUGGUUGUGUUUACAGUUUCCUAUUUAUAACAGCUCCCGGGCUGCCCCGGGGGCCGGUGUCCUUGCGGUUGGCAGUGGACGAGAGCAGCAAGCCCUGCAGCAAGCCCUGCGGGGGCCGGCAUGGCUCCCCAGCCCCGGGACGAGGGGGACUGCGCCUGCACCAGCGCGCUACGCCGACUCUGCUGGGAGCAAUGUCUGACGAGCUAAAGCUGAUCUAAUGCUGGUGUUUUAUGUAUUUCAUUCACUCCAAACAACUCAGCACAAUAUUUCUAUUUUUAGAAGGGUCUCUCUGUCUCUUCCCCUGCCGUUGCAAGCCUCCCCGCCUGCAGCAGCUCGUGCAGCUUCCCUGGCCCCACCAGCGCUGCUGCAGGCAGGCUCAGGCACCCAGGAGGGCUUAAUAAUAAGGAUGGUGACGAUGCAUUUCACUCCGGCAUCGAGCGUUUAUAAAGAGGGCUGCUUUCCACAGCUACUAUAUUUUUAAAAUAAAAUAUUAAAAAAACAAACAAAAAAAAAAAAAAACAACCAACCAAACAACCCAAACAAAAACAAACCACCACCCAAAAAAGAACCGGGAAGGAUGUGCUGCCCCGGGCAGGCGGCUGGGCUCGGGGGUGGGCACGGGUCUCCUCCCUGGCAUCUGUGGUGGCGAGGGGCUCGGCUGGCCGUGGGCAGCGGGGCGGGAGGCGAGGGCCAGCCGGACAAUAAAAGCCCCGUGAGAGCAA